Molecule: messenger RNA, 1160 nt
Organism: Aedes aegypti (yellow fever mosquito)
Lineage: Eukaryota; Metazoa; Arthropoda; Insecta; Diptera; Culicidae
Gene: Samtor
Product: probable methyltransferase BMT2 homolog
Exons: 2
Coding region: 146-1150 (334 amino acids)
Biological process (GO): negative regulation of TORC1 signaling
Source: RefSeq, a predicted model, not a curated record
UGUCUUUAUCUAUUUUGUUUUGGUCUCACAUUUCGUUACGCUCCUUCGCCUCUGCACUCAUUUUUGUUGAGACACGCGAAUAGUUUUUGUAAAAGUUUGAAUUAAAAGUUACUCUCCAUACUUACCCAACUUUCGGAACCAUCUCAUGGCAUCCGAGGAACAGCUUGCCCUUUCCGGGCUAAUUAAAUCGGUUCACCAGCAGUUGCGGGACUCUUCCAAGGAAGCCCAUCCGGAUCAAGUGUGGCGAGAACAUCUGCAAAACGAGGACCUCCUGAAGCGGUAUGCCGAAGCAAUGCGCACCCUGGCCACCUGUUACUGGGACAAAACCAUGGAAGUGUCCUGCAAGAAGGACAACAGCCGAAUCGAAUGGGUGGUCAAUUCGUGCCGGGAUUACUUUCUGGGGGCGCGUUUGCUGAACUUGUUUCGCGAUAAGGAUGACAAGGUAAUGAAAGCUCUGAACGAGAACUACAGCUAUCACCAUCAACCAUAUGACAUCCAUCGGGUAAGGCUUCUCGACGUUGGAAGCUGUUAUAAUCCGUUCAGUUCCUUCGCUGAAUUUGAGGUAACAGCUAUUGAUAUAGCCCCAGCUCACGAAACCGUUAAAUAUUGUGACUUUCUUGAGGUUCCCCUUAGUCAAAUUUUUACAAAUGAUUCGACGUCGUCGAUCAGUAGUCUUCCAUUGUCUUAUUUCGAUGCCGUAGUAUUUAGUUUACUGCUAGAGUACAUGCCAUCGUCCGACCAGCGAUUGCAGUGCUGUCAGAAGGCCUACGAUGUGCUUAAGCCGGAAGGAAUCCUGCUGGUGAUCACACCGGAUUCGCGCCAUCAAGGAGCUAAUGCUAGACUUAUGAAAAAUUGGCGUUUCACGUUCGGCUUGAUGGGCUUCACUCGGAUAAAGAUUGAGAAAUUGGAACACGUUACGUGCAUGGUGUUCAGAAAGUCAAUUUUUAAGGAAGUUUCAGAACGGUGGUGUAGGAUUCAUAAGGAAGAUUAUAUGGAACCGGUGCUGAAUAUACCGCAGGAUUUUAAAACCGAUACAUUGCCUAAUGGUGAACACGAGCAGGAAGAACACGUUGAAAAAUCUGUUGAAGAUGUGACUAAAAUUAAGGAAAUGUUUGGAGGGUUGCCGUUUGUCGAUGAUGAAAUGAAUUGAUCUAACGGAA